Messenger RNA from Esox lucius (northern pike), 3981 nucleotides. It is a transcript of the gene atf5a, whose product is annotated as activating transcription factor 5a. Lineage: Eukaryota; Metazoa; Chordata; Actinopteri; Esociformes; Esocidae. Bases 687 to 2291 code for a protein of 534 amino acids. Gene Ontology annotation, molecular function: RNA polymerase II transcription regulatory region sequence-specific DNA binding; DNA-binding transcription activator activity, RNA polymerase II-specific. The record is from RefSeq and is a predicted model, not a curated record. Gene Ontology annotation, cellular component: nucleus. Gene Ontology annotation, biological process: regulation of transcription by RNA polymerase II. The transcript has 4 exons.
AAUAGCAACCAGUAUCCCCUGUAUAGCAGAUGGUGUCCUUCCUCGCUGCAUGAAAUUAAAUAGUGCCCGUGUAAACAAUAAGGCGCAUGAGUGUUUACUCGAUGUGGAUUCAAGAAAGAUACGUUUUUAAAUUGUGUAACUGCUGUUAUGGGGAAGGACGUAUAAAGCUUUCUGUCCCCUUAAUCAUUGCCAAUAGCCCUACACUUGUAAAGAAAUCGCCAUUAAUAUCAAAUCAACCGAUAGUAUUGAAUAGGUCUUCUAUUACAAUAGAGCGCGCGCGGGUGUCUUGAAAACAAGAGAAGGUUGGAGAGGGCGGAGGAAUCUUCAACGUGGUUUGCCUCCCCCUCAUGACGCAGCUGGUUGCUAGGUGUGAAUGAAGUGAUGCUCUCAAUUAAUCGUCACCCAGUCAUCAAGUUCAUCACAACAAAGAAGCAACAGCCAAGACUCCACUUCUAUCCCGGAUUUUCCGAGGGAGAAAUGGCUUUUUAAAUAUAUAUAAACUCGGACCCUCUCAAGAAUCCGUGCUUUGCUCAUGCAACGCACCCCAAACUCACAUCAAUUUCCUGCAAGAAUGGAGUGUCAUUAUGCUCACCCAGCCCUGCUCACUGUGGCUCAACUCUCAGACCCCUCCUACUCAUAUCGUACCAUCGGACUACUCGGACUGAAUCAAAAGAUCAAUAGACAAAAUGAUGGCAGUUCCUCUCUGGAAGACUCUUCGCGUCUGCCCGGCAGACCCCCUCGCUCUCUCUCACCCACAGGCUAACCCCAGCCAAUCACAGGGGUGCAGGGGGGAGGUGCCAGAGGAGAGCCAGCACUUAAUUGGUGAUGGUCUCACAGACUGGAUGACGGAAGAAGUGGAUUUCUCCUCGUAUCUCCCAAACCCCCACCCCUCUCCCUCCCCCAAUUCCUCCCUCCCCCCCUCACCCCUCCAGCAUGACAUCCAGGUGCCAUCUGACUUGGAGGUCAUGACCUCUCUGCUGCAAGAAGAACUUGCUCAGCUGGAGGACUACUUCCUGUCUGAACCACUGCCAGAAAAAGGGCCAAAACAGGGCAAAUGCGACAAGGGUCCACCACCAAUGGGUCCCCACCAGUCACACUACCAGAUGCCCUAUCACGCGUCAUCAUACUCCACUUCCAACCAAUCGGAACCCAGCCCUUUACUUGUUACCCUGGCAACUGGGGAACUAGACCUGCUGAGCUUUUGUGGAGGUGGGCCUAUUGGGCGAUCAAAAUUGCCAAGACAUGCCCCUUACAGUUGCAGCAGUCGCCCCAACGGGUGUGGUCGCAAAAGAGUUUCAGACGCAGUGAGGGUGGGCGAGGUCUACGAAAACAGCAUAUGGAGUUCCAAAGGUAAUAACUCAGGUAGCCCAGCGGCAACACUAAAUGGCAGUUAUAGUUCAGUAGAAGAUGAGCGGGUUGGGACGAAAGGUUACUGUCUAAGUAGCGCAGUUGAGAUUCGAAGAUGCGCCAUUCUACCCAAGGACGAGAAACAUUUUCGGUUCACCGAAGAGGUUAUAGGUGUUGGAGGCAGCAAAGUCGGUGGUGUUGGUGGUGUGUACAGCAACUAUGGCGGGCAGUUGGAUAUCCCACACAAGAAAGAGGAGCUGUUGUUGUAUGGCAUGAGGGAAGCAAAUGUCAGUUGUUGUGGUGUUGGUGGCGGAGGAGCUAGUACCAGUGAGAUAGACCCAUUAAGUAGUAAUGUCAAGGUUGGCGUAGUUGGAGAGUUGUCUUCCAAGGUGUCGACCAUUCCUUGGAAGACUGAGACCAGUGAAGGUUGUUAUAUCCAGGCAGCAUCCCAGCCAGAGGCCUCCUACCAACACAACUUCCUAGGCUCGGUCAGUGAGCAAGUAAAGGGGGAGGGUGUAGAGAUGGGCCGUCAUCAUCAUGACUUCCACUGUGUCGGGUUCCUAGAGGACCAACAGGGCCCGGAGUGUCUAGCAAUGGAUAGGGAGGCUCUUGACAGACAGGUCCGGAUGGGUUUGAAGGAGGACCCCAGUCUUCUAGUGAAGCCCGAACUAGAAGAAACCCUUCCAGUAGAAGUCUACCGUCAGCCGGAACGCAAGCAGAAGAAGAGAGACCAGAACAAGACUGCAGCUCACAGGUAUCGCCAGCGUAAGAGGGCCGAGCUAGACUGCCUUGAGGAGCAGCUGCAUGGCCUUGAGGGGCGUAACCGGGAGCUUCGGGACAAGGCAGAAUCAGUGGAGCGAGAGAUACAGUAUGUCAAAGACCUACUGAUCGAAGUAUACAAGGCCCGCAGCCAGCGGCUGAAACAACAGGACACAGAUGCCUGAUGAAGAAAAGACGAUGAAGACUUUUCCGCAAGUAGAUUCUAUGGAAAAACAACUGGGAAAUGUUAAAAGUUUUUGAAUGAUUUCAAAAUCAAAUGUUUUUUGUUUGUUUUUGGGGCGCGGGGGAGGUCAGGGUUUGAUUGCAUGUUUUGAUUAUUUGUGUUUCUUUUGUUUUAGUUUUUUACUCAACCAACUAUAUUCUAUACUUCCAAUGUUUUGGCAACUAACACUAACCAUGCAGGCAUGCACUGUGAUGCUGAACUGUCUCAACUGACAAUCAAUUUCUGAACAGGUCUCCUGUGGAAUGGAGAUGGGUUUAAUUUCCACCAGUGAUGUGUUUUAUAUGCUGGUUAGAAAAACAUGAGUCAACCAAGGCCUCACAAAGGUCUUGAUGUCAAUAAUUUAGCUACUGGUUAAAGAUUUGAUCAAAAGACAAUCUUUGUUUAUUUGUGGCAGCUUUGCACUAUUUGUAUAAUCCCAAAUUAUUGCAAUAAUUUUAAGCAAAGUGAAAUGAAUAAGAAUGGAAAAACAGCCUUUAAGGAUGACAUGUGAUUUUACUGAAGGCAUUGUUCCCUCAGUUGCAAAUUGCAAUAUGAUACAAUCAGUUUUGCGGCUCAGGUUAUGCAAUUCAUGCUCAAGUUCUAGAAGUAUGUAAGUCGGAAGUACUGGAUUGGAGAUUGGGCACUGCCCAUUCUAGUUGAUUUAUUUGCAUGGCAAACACUUUCAUAGCUACAAAAAUGAACAAGUUAUGUCUGUCUAGGCUGAAUGAUGCUAUAAAGCUACUGUGCACUGAUUCCUUAGCAGCCUCACAUUGUAUGCUGUCUCUCAGCAAAUCCACCUGUAUGUAGAUGUUUCCUAACUGCUUCUGUUCACGGGAUUAGAUAAUAUAGGAUUUCAGAAAUGAAAGUGGGACCCACUGUCUAUUUACAUCCUGUUAAAAAAAAAAUCAGGUUUUGUGGUUUUAUAUAGCGGGUAUGCUCUUGUCUAAUUUUAAAUAAUUUUUCAAUUCUGUCUUGAAAGAAAGAUGGUAGGUAGUUAUAGUCAGCCUUUGCUUUUUUUCUAAAAACAAAAAUAAACUAUUUUUCACUAGAAUGUUUGUGAUAGCUUUUCAUGUUCUUUACAGCUUUUGUCUACAAGGAUGCAGUGUCAUUUAAUUUAGCUUAUAGCUUUCAUUUUAUAAUUAGGUAAAAUUAUGUUUUUCUAAACAUGGUGAAUCUAUAAGAACAUUUGACAAUAUACCAUUUGAAAAUUUGAAAAAGUCUUAUAUUCAAUAGAUAUUAAUACAAUUGAAUUGUUUGCGUUUUGAAUUAAUCUAUGUUAAAAUGCAAUAACUCUCAAAUAAAUUACUUAUUGUCUUAAUAAAAUGUAAUUAAUUAUCAGUAUCAAUAUCUCAAUAUUUUGGAUGAAUUAGACACUGCAUCUUUUUCAAAUAUGCUCUGUUAUACUGGCGAUAUACAAUCAUGUUUCUGAAUACAGCUUUUAAUGCAAUGUGUAUUAAUGUCAUACAUUUAUAUUUAGCUGAUAUUAUUUCCAAUAUUAACAUCACCCAUUAAAGCAACACGAGAACGUACGACCUAAGUUAUACCAGAUAAAAGAACCAUGUAAUUUUGAAAUAAUUCCAACAUUUCCACUCAAUAAACUUACUGUGUUAUAUGUCAUUCGUUUUAUCCAAAUAAAGUGAUUUGUGUCUGCA